Exserohilum turcica Et28A is the source of this 426-nucleotide messenger RNA. RefSeq lists its product as uncharacterized. NCBI's taxonomy places the organism in Eukaryota, Fungi, Ascomycota, Dothideomycetes, Pleosporales, Pleosporaceae. The record is from RefSeq and is a predicted model, not a curated record. The coding region runs from base 1 to 426 and encodes 141 amino acids. The transcript has a single exon.
AUGUCCAACUACGCACAACAGCCCUACGGCGCCCCGUCGAGACCGGCCUUCUCUGCCCUCCAGUCCUCACGCACAGCAGCCCCAGGCUACGACAGCUCUGCUGUCUCCAGCAUUGCCUCGCGGUCCUCGACAGCAUCGGCCCCGCCCGUCUCGCCCUCGUCGAGUCCGCAGAACCAGCCCUACUUUGGCUCCUUGAACCAGCAGUCGCACCAGCACCAGCACCAGCACCAGCAACAGCCGCAGCAGCCGCCUCGCAUGCAGGCACAGCGACACCCCAGCUUCGAAUACCAGCCCAACAGGUCAGGCGCCGGCCAGACGGCAGCAGAGACGACAAACUACCUCAACCAGGCCGCGCUGCUUGCUGAAGCCGCAAAGCGGGCACAGAUGGCCUGUGUCAUGCGCGACCUCGACGGCAUGGAACUAUGA